GUUCCCACGGUGAGUAUGUCACAGGCGAGCUCUAUCGGAACUCAAUUUCAGACAAGUAACGAAAAGACAAACACACUACAUCAAUUCAUCAGCGACAUAUUCCAAAGGGGGAAGUAUCUGCCCCUGGAUCAGCUUUGUGUUGUUGAAGGUGAAAUAGCUUGGACGCUAUAUGCAGAAAUAAAUAUACUCGAAUUUGAUGGGGGCUUAGAAACUGCCAGUUUGCUGGCUUUAGUUGCAGCGCUUCAGAAUGUUUUAUUACCAGCCUACGAAGCUGACACGGAAGCCGGAGAGAUGGUCCCCACGGAGGCUGAUGCGACCAAAUUAGAUAUGACGGGGGUUCCUUUUGCCCUGGGCUUUUCGCUCUUUGAUGACAGCUUAGUAACAGAUCUAACGAUGGAAGAAGAGGUGCUUAUGGAUUCACGCGUGUGUGUGGUCGUCGAUUCCUCGGAGAAUAUCGUGAGGGUGGAUAAGAUAGGUGGCAGACCGCUGAGUAGUGAUAGGCUACGGAGUGUGGUACACACCACAAAGAGAAAUCUAAACGGCGUUUUGGAAACGUUGGCUGCAGCUUAAAAACUAUGUAGGAAAACAAAAUUAAAUUUAAAAUUGAUUCAAAUUCGUAAAUAGUGCUUGACAACUAACAGGCAGGGAUGACUCACAGGAAUAAAUUGGUAAAAAUCUAGCCAAACAAGGCACCAC
This is a messenger RNA of Sphaeroforma arctica JP610, 696 nucleotides long. RefSeq lists its product as hypothetical. The transcript has 4 exons. Lineage: Eukaryota; Ichthyosporea; Ichthyophonida. The record is from RefSeq and is a predicted model, not a curated record. Gene Ontology annotation, biological process: nuclear mRNA surveillance; nuclear polyadenylation-dependent mRNA catabolic process; U4 snRNA 3'-end processing. The coding region runs from base 16 to 570 and encodes 184 amino acids. Gene Ontology annotation, cellular component: nuclear exosome (RNase complex); cytoplasmic exosome (RNase complex).